AAGGGCCUCCAAAGUGAGGCCUGGCACUGAGGGCAAGUCUGUCAGGCGGUGUGGCAGAUGGUACGGCCGCGAAUUAGCUCGGGCGUAGUGUACGGGUACUCGUCCACUCCUUCUUGCAGUUAUCCUCGCUCUUCUCCCACGGCGCCUCCGGGAGGCCUUGGCGCCCUGAGCGCCCAAGCGAGUGUCUGUCGGCAGGUUCGUAGAGGGCCAUGGAGGUGCCGCCGCCGGCGCCACGGAGCUUCCUCUGCAGGGCGCUGAGUCCUUUCCCUCGGGUCUUUGCUGCCGAAGCUGUGGCCGCCGAUCCCAAGGCUCUUGUGAAAGACCAGAAGCUGCCUUCCUACGUCCCAGAACCCCAAAACCCGGAAUCCGGAUGGGACCGCCUCCGAGAGCUGUUUGUCAAAGAUGAGCAGCAGAGAACGUCAAAAGAACUUCAGGAUAUUUACAAGGCGGCAAUUUCAGCAGGCGUCAUUGGCUGGGCAUAUGGGGGGAUACCAGCUUUUAUUCAUGCUAAACAGCACUAUAUUGAGCAGAGCCAAGCAGAAGUUUACCACAACCAGCUUGAUGCAGUGCAAUCUGCACAUCGUGCUGCCACACGAGGCUUCAUCCGGUACGGCUGGCGCUGGAGUUGGAGAACGGCCAUGUUUGUGACUAUAUUCAAUACAGUGAACACUGGUCUAAAUGUGUACCGAAAUAAAAAUGCCCUAAGCCAUUUUGUCAUUGCAGGAGCUAUCACUGGAAGUCUUUUUAGGAUAAACUUAGGCCUGCAUGGCUUGGUAGCUGGUGGCAUAAUUGGAGCCUUGCUGGGCACUCCUAUAGGAAGCCUGUUGAUGGCACUUCAGAAUUACUGUGGUGAGACAGUUCAGGAGAGAAAACAGAAGGAUCGAAAAGCACUCCAGGAGCUGAAACUGGAAGAGCGGAAAGCCAGACUACACUUUACUGAGCUCCUCCCUGAAGAAAUUGAAAGUAAUUUACAGAAAAAUCGAUCCAAGGCCGAUGCUAAGAAAAUUGAAGCACUGCUAAAUCUCCCUAGAAACCCUUCGUCAGCAGAUAAACAAGACAAAGACUGAACAUGCUCUGGACUUAAAACUCACUGGAGAGUUGAAAGCUGUGUUGCUAUGUCCAUUGAAUGCCAGUUAGUUGGGCUGCUGACAGAUGUAAGUACGGGCAUCUGUAGUGGCAGUGACUUGCUCUUACUUUUUUUUUUAACCAAGAAUUGGGCUACUGUACUCUUACUUUACUCAUCCUUAAAUUUAAGUACAUACUUUUAUCUACAUUGAUCUAUAUAUUUGACAUUAUAUCUAUAUUGAUUGAUCAAUAUAGAUUUCUUUUCCCUGGAUUAUACAAUAGUAAAUUAAGAUUUCCCAAAAGAUUAAAGUUGAAUUGUACAGGUUGUAAAUUUAUUCUUGUAGCCCUUUAAAAGAGUACUGUAGGGAUCACUAGGAAGGAGAGGAAGGAACCAGGUAAGGCAAAUGGUCUGUGAAACCCUUGCACCCUUGAGUCCUAGAAACAGUAAGGACCUAAAUGUGUAGUCGUGUUUGGUUCUGUCUUAAUAAAAAUCAAAGAUGG
This is a messenger RNA of Lagenorhynchus albirostris (white-beaked dolphin), 1566 nucleotides long. It is a transcript of the gene TIMMDC1, whose product is annotated as translocase of inner mitochondrial membrane domain containing 1. NCBI's taxonomy places the organism in Eukaryota, Metazoa, Chordata, Mammalia, Artiodactyla, Delphinidae. Gene Ontology annotation, cellular component: mitochondrion. The transcript is spliced from 7 exons. The record is from RefSeq and is a predicted model, not a curated record. The coding region runs from base 210 to 1067 and encodes 285 amino acids.